AUGAAUGACAUCAAGACUAACCGAGAACUAUACCAGCAAUACGCCACCACGGCCCCCAAGCUGCUGGCCCGCAUCUCCAGGCUGCUCAUCGUCUGCCAGAGCGCAGGCAUUUCUGUACCCAAUGGCAUCAGAAACAUCUUUGAGUUCACCUGGGAGGAGCUGAUCACUGACCGCAUGAUCCCUACCCCUUCUGAGAUCCUGGGCCUGGAGAUCAGCAUUGGAGCCCCGCCCGUGGUGCUUAUGGAACCGGCCCCUGUGCAGGCCCCUGUCCAGAACAAGCCACCCCCGCCAGCGCUACCACUGCCGAUGCUGCCCACUUCCACUGGGCCGGCCAAAUUCUCCACGCAUUCUCCCACCCACGGCCAACGGGGGCCAUCCAGCCAGGAGACCCUGCACAGGUUCCAGAGGCAGUCUAUCCACCUGCUGACCGAGCUCCUCACCCUGAAGAUGAAGGCCAUGCUGGAGUCCGUGUCCAUAGGUGCCAACCCCCUGGACAUUACAAGGCGCUUCGUGGAGGCCAGCCAGCUCCUCCACCUCAGAGCCAAGGAGAUGGCUCUCGAAUACCUCAUCGGCACCAUUGGGAGAAGUGCUUGCAGUGUCGGACAGAUGGGGAAAGAUUCCUCCAGAAACAUCCCAGCCAUGGGAGUGAACUCACCUUACCAGCCUGUCUACGAGUCCUCUACUGGCUGUCUGAGCUUUUCCCUCUCAACCGCAAGGGAAGUCAAGAAGAAAACAGGCAAACCCAAAAAUUUGGAAGAAGUAAUCUUGACAUCCCCACAACGAGGAGCAGGAACCUCUGCCUCUGAGGUUUUCGAGUUCAGCGACCCCUGCCCUGAAGCCCAGGAGAAGCUGCAGGAGAUGUGUCGCCUUAUAGAAGCCGAAAGGGUCUCUUGGAAAAGGAGGAAUAUCUUCUACCCCAUGAUCUUACACAACUACAGGGCAAAGAUGCCCCCUCAUCUAAUGUCGACCCCCAAAGGGGACGCUCAGACCCCAUGCUCCCACCAUCCGCACCCUCCAGGUGCUCAGACUUCCACUCCCACCCCUCACCAACCUCCUGCCCAUCAUCUUCACUUGGACCGGCCUUCUCAGGAAUGGAAGGCACCCAAGAAGGCCAUCAAGUUGCAUUACACCUUCUAUGAUGGGUCCUCCUUCAUUUACUAUCCCUCUGGAAACAUCGCCGUGUGUCAGAUCCCCACGUGCUGCAGAGGGAGAGCCAUCACCUGCCUCUUUAAUGACACACCCAGCUUCUCCUUCCUGGCCAUGUUCAAUGCUGAAGGCCAGGGCUGCGUUCACUACAACCUGAAGGCCCGCUGCCCAUACGUCUUGGUGUUGGAUGAGGAAGGUGGGACCACCAAUGACUACAAGGGCUGUGUAGUCCACAAGUGGAGCUGGAUCUCCAAGACGGAGACUUUGCUCUCUCUGGAAUACAAGGUGAAUGAGCAAAUGAAGCUGACCUUGCUAGGGCAGGAUUCUAUCAUGGUCACCUUUACCUCCCUGAAUGAGACCGUAACACUCCCCGUAUCGGCCAACAGCUGUCCCCAUGGACGGCUCCUGGCGGGGCAGGUGACAAUGCCCUUCCCCUCGGCCUUUCCCCAGAUGACCCGCAGAAUCAGCAGCAUGGAUGAAAAGAUGUCUAAGAUGAGUUGGGCCCUGGCAGAGAUCAAGAGGCGGUUUCAGAAGACGGUGUCCCAGUUCAUGAACUCUGUCCUGCUGGCGGCAGGCUUGUUCACCACAGAAUAUCCAGUAAAGGAAGAGGCAGAAAUCAUUCGGACCAGAUUAAGGUCCAGGCCCUAUCCUGAGCACGCCACCAAGCUGAGUUUAUACUCAGGAGAAAUCCUUUCAUUACGAUCUCAGUCAGCCCGACCCGAAUCCUCAAUUGGAGAGUCUUCGAAGGAGGAGCCUGUGUUGGCUCCUGUGAGCACCACUCGGAAGAAGCCCAUCAAGGUCCAGGCCAAGGCCACGGUCACACCCAGGUGGGCUUGGGCCUUCAUUUCUUCCAGCUUCUGUGUGUCAGAUGCUGAGGCCCUACAGCAAAGGGCCACCAUCUCCACCACAUCCAUCAAAUCCAUAACCUCCAUCCACCUCGUCCUCCACCACCUCCGACUACAUCACGCUUUCCACCUUAACCGUGAUGUUCACACCUACUUCUAUCCUGUCACCACCUCGCCCUCGCCCUCAUCCUUCGCCUCCAACACGACCUUUCCUACCUCCGCCAUCACCUCCAUCAUCUUCUCCACCGCCUCCACGCAGGGAUCCAUAAAGUUUAUGAAGGGCCUAACUCCCCGAGUCCCCACGGCCAUGGCCCCUUUAAAUGUGUGCGGGGACGCCUCGCCCCUCGGCUCCCUCGAUCCCUGA
Messenger RNA from Lipotes vexillifer (Yangtze River dolphin), 2355 nucleotides. It is a transcript of the gene FAM194C, whose product is annotated as chromosome unknown C3orf20 homolog. The record is from RefSeq and is a predicted model, not a curated record. The coding region runs from base 1 to 2355 and encodes 784 amino acids. The transcript is spliced from 13 exons. NCBI's taxonomy places the organism in Eukaryota, Metazoa, Chordata, Mammalia, Artiodactyla, Lipotidae.